ACUUCCUCCACGCCCGUUUUGAAUUUGCGGUGUGUAACACAAAGCAAUAAUCCUAGCAAGUAAAUAGGACGUUGUCUCAAAGAUUAAGUAUCUACUAGCUAGCUUUAACUGUUUGGGCAACCAAAAGCUAGUUAUCCCUUAUUAUAUAUCAAAUUAUUUGGGAUUUACUAACCAGUUUCGUUUUUGUAAUCCGAUUUUUUGGACAUUUACCACAUACAUAGCUUCCUGCUUCACACAGCUCAGUUUACUUAUUCGUGGUUUCACGGAGAGCUAGCUAUCAGUAUGGAUGGAGAUACCCAAAUGGUAUUUCAAAGAAUUGCCAACAAAAUGGGAUGGACAGAGGAAGGAGGAUUGGAGAUGGCUGAAGAAGAGCUUCUACGGAGCAUCAGUAAGACCCGUCUGGUAACAUGCCAGACCCAGCCCCAGGACUUGCGUUUCCCAGUCAGGCUUCUCCUGUUGGACAGCGCAGAUGACACUUUCGCGAAGGAAAACCAGAGAAACCAAGCCUCCAAUGCCAAUGUCAUGGACUACAGGGAUAAAGUCCAGAUUGAGUCAAGCGAAGAUGACUUUGAUCAGUUUCUGAUGCAGAAUGCUACUCCAAAAGCAGAUUUAAGAAAACCCAGGAGUGCUCCCAAGAAAGAGAGUGUUUAUGUUGCUGUUGUUGUGAGUUCAGACUGUGAGGACAGCUUUGAUGCCUUUUUAAACCGUGUGAAAACACCAAAGGCCAAGCCUAAGACCACAGCCAAGAAUCAGGGUGAAGACGGUUUAAAAAACGUCAUUGUUGAUUACUUUUCUUCUGACGAUGACUUUAUCAUUGAGAAGAAAAAACCCUCUACGUGCAAAGUAUACAAGACUCCCAAGGCCAACAUUUCCCAACCCCCAGUCAGAAAACCCCUGACCGAAUGUGACUCCCCGGUCUUCCUCAGUGACAGCGAUGAUGAUAGUCUUGUCUCUAAGAGCACCUGGAGGAGCCGUCAUCCUCCAUGCCAUCCCUCAUCACGCACCAAAACUGUCAAUAUUCUGGAGAGUAAUCUGGAGGACAUUUCUCCUUCAUCCUCUCAGUCUUCCUCCCCUUUUCUGCCAUCUUUCCGAGCUCCUACUCCCUCUUUUCCCUCUUCCCUAUUUUUGGCCCAGCCUCAGCAGACACACUCUGCCUCCCCUCGGCGGACAUACUCUGCCCCGUCCAAGCUGGAAGACUCUGUCAGCUCAGAGGAGGAGUUCCUUUCCUUACUUGACAGAGUGAGAAAGAACAGCAUGCUUGGCAGCAACACUCCUACACCCAAAAACAAUACAGGGUCAAGUCAUAGGCUUCAUGCCCCUACUCCUACUACAACACCUUCUGUGUCAAAACCUUCCACAAAGGGACAGAAAAAGGCGGGCCCUCGACCUGGAGGAAGAAUGCCAAUGCAUAUGAAAACCUCAGUGCCGCCACAACCCGCAGUCACACAGACGGAGCCCAGACCCAGCACCUUCACCACCAGACUAGGGAUGUGUAGGACUCCCGGUUGUUUCCUUCAAUCCCUAUCCACCUACGCAUGUGGCUUCAAGCUAAUCAAGGAAAACCUCACAGCUAGACUCUUCCAACUGUAUAACACCAGUGUAUUUGAGAGCAAGCUGCCUGCUGGCAUGUCAGUCAGCUGGAACAAGAAGAUGAGGAAGACUGCAGGAUAUUGCAUCACUGGACAGGAGCGGGUGGGAGGUAACCGCUACGCACGCAUCGAGCUCUCUGAGAAAGUUUGUGACUCUGCAGACCGCCUGAGGGACACCCUGGUCCACGAAAUGUGCCAUGCCGCCACCUGGCUAAUCAAUGGCGUACGAGACGGCCAUGGACCCUUCUGGAAACUGUACGCCAGCAAGGCCACGCUGGUCCACCCAGAGCUACCCAUGGUGACCCGCUGUCACAGCUAUGACAUCAACUACAAGUACAAGUACCAGUGCAGUCACUGCAAGAACACGAUCGGGCGCCAUUCCAAAUCUCUAGAUACUCAGAGAUUCAUAUGUGCCCUCUGCACAGGGCCAUUGGUCCUUCUGGUCUCCGCCAACAGCAAGCCCCGUGCACCCACACCUUUUGCAAGUUUUGUCAAAGAAAACUAUGGAAGUAUGCGCCAGGAGCUGACGGGACAGAGCCAUGCUAACGUGAUGCGUAAACUCAGUGCCAACUUUGCCACCAAGACUCGCCUUAGCCAGAGCUGAGAUUCAGCCUCCGUAGGCUCUAGAAUAAACUAACAAUGGAAACCUGUCCUUUUUAUGUUCCGAUUGCAAUAGUAUAGUUAUGUGAUUGACACAACUGAUCAAUUACCUCAAAAUGAGAUUCUGUAUUUGUAGGACCGUUAUGUUGUCACUUUUUGGAAUGGGAACAGCAGUAAUGAUACUCCUCCGGCAAAUGACCCAGUGUUGUGAAUUCACCAAGUGAAAUUAAAUAUUUGUUCUUUUUUUUUAAAUGUUUGUCUUUCAUGUUUGUUCUGUGAUUGAAUAAAGAAUAAAAGUUACUUUGUUCA
This is a messenger RNA of Hypomesus transpacificus, 2498 nucleotides long. It is a transcript of the gene gcna, whose product is annotated as germ cell nuclear acidic peptidase. The record is from RefSeq and is a predicted model, not a curated record. Gene Ontology annotation, cellular component: nucleus. Lineage: Eukaryota; Metazoa; Chordata; Actinopteri; Osmeriformes; Osmeridae. The coding region runs from base 283 to 2193 and encodes 636 amino acids. The transcript has 12 exons.